Molecule: messenger RNA, 1906 nt
Organism: Syngnathoides biaculeatus (alligator pipefish)
Lineage: Eukaryota; Metazoa; Chordata; Actinopteri; Syngnathiformes; Syngnathidae
Gene: ift54
Product: TNF receptor-associated factor 3 interacting protein 1
Exons: 17
Coding region: 12-1895 (627 amino acids)
Biological process (GO): regulation of microtubule cytoskeleton organization; cilium assembly; intraciliary transport
Cellular component (GO): axoneme; centrosome; intraciliary transport particle B
Molecular function (GO): microtubule binding
Source: RefSeq, a predicted model, not a curated record
AAUCGGUUGCAAUGAAUGCGGCAGUUGUAAAAAAGACGCAAGACGCGCUCGGAAAGGUGAUAAAGAAACCACCGCUGACUGAAAAACUGCUGAGCAAACCACCGUUUCGUUACCUGCACGACAUCUUUAGUGAGAUCAUCAGAACCACUGGUUUCAUGAAGGGGCUGUAUAAAGACAGUGAAUUAAAGUCGGAUAAUGUAAAGGACAAAGAGACUAAGAUCGCCUUCCUUCAGAAAGCAAUAGAUGUCGUGAUGCUCGUCAGUGGCGAGGCCCUCGCAGCAAAGCCGACGCGUAUUGUCGCUGGCCACGAACCCGAGAAGACCAACGAGCUGCUGCAGGCUAUUGCCAAAUGCUGCCUCAAUAAGUUGUCCAGUGAGGAUGCAGUGAAACGAGUACUGUCUGGAGAGAAGGUGGACUUGAAAACUAAGACCACAUCUAAGUCCCAAGACAAAGAAAAUCGAGAGGGACGUGAACAUCAGACAUUGGAAAGAGAGGAGAAGAAGAAGAUCGAGCGCAGCGGGAGCAGAGAAGACAAGGCCUCGGAUCAGGCCAGAGAGCCAGAGAGAAAUCGUCGAGAUGGCGACCGAGACCACCGCCGUGACGGGGAGCGUUCCGGCAAGAACCACCGGCGUGAACAGGACCACGCCAAAGACGGAGACCAAGACAAGAGCCGCGAGCGAGCGCGAGACAAGGAUCGAGACAAAGGCAGAGGAAAAGACAGAAACAAGGAGAAGGAUAAAGACCACCAAAGAGAGAAAGACAAGAGUCGAGAGAGCGAGAGAAUCAGAGAGCGAGAUUCUCAAAGAGACCAUGAAAGAAGCAAGGACAAACGACAAGAACGAGACAAAGACAAAGAGGACAAGAACAGAAGUGAAGAGAGAGAGAGUAACCGCAAGGAUAGAAUACCAGAAAUACAACAAAAAAACACAGAGGAAGAGGCCAGAAAAACAGCCAAACCUAUACCAGCUGAACAAGAGCCAGCUGAUGAGCCUGCAGAGAAAGUUGAAAAUCAGACCAUCCCACAGUCCGGUAGUCCAGCAAGAAUACCUCGGCCUUCUUCUGCCAAAGGACAAAGGAGGAAACCUCGAAUUACUGGGCAGGAUGAAUCUGACAGUGAGGGGGAUGCUGACGCUCCCAAGGAAAGUGGAGAUGCUGCAGGUCCUUCAUUUCCAUCUGAAAUUACAUCCAGUAAGCAAAUGGCGCGGCCCAGCAGUGCUCGUCCAGCUCCUCCUCGAGUCAAGAAACAGGAGAGCUUCACUGAUGGGGUCCCAAGUGAGAGGCUUUCUAGUGCCAAGUCGUCAGUCAUUAGAGAAGGGAAGAAGCUGUCUGAUGGUGAGGAUGAGGAAGAUGAACAGUUUCUUGUGGCAGAGGCGGCCUCUGAGCCUGCAAAUACUCUAGAGAAGGAAUCUCCACAAGACCUCAACAGCGAUGAAAAACAUGGUGGACUCGUGAAAAAGAUCCUUGAGACCAAAAAAGACUAUGAGUCAUCGCCAUCCUCCAUUAAAUCGAAAGAGAAGCUGCUGUCGGAAGAAGCCCGGAAGAAAGAGCAGGACUUGGUCACGCGGGAGGUGGAGCGGCUGCGUGCGUCCAUCCAGUCGGUGUGUCAGAGUGCGCUGCCUUUGGGGAAGAUCAUGGACUACAUGCAGGAGGACAUCGACGCCAUGCAAGCAGAGCUGCAAAGCUGGCGAAAGGAGAGCAAGGAGCACGCGCAGGCUUUGCUGCAGGAGCAGAAAGCGACAGACUGGGCGUUAGAACCUCUCAAGGCGGAACUUUAUGAACUAGACCAAAUGAUCAAGGAUUACCAGGACAAAAUAUGUGGAAUGAGGUCCAACAUUUUGAGAAAUGAAGAGAAGAUUCAGAAGAAGUUGACUGGAAUCAUCUCCAAUUCAACCUGAAGCGAGAAAUC